Messenger RNA from Poeciliopsis prolifica (blackstripe livebearer), 6889 nucleotides. It is a transcript of the gene bach2a, whose product is annotated as BTB and CNC homology 1, basic leucine zipper transcription factor 2a. Lineage: Eukaryota; Metazoa; Chordata; Actinopteri; Cyprinodontiformes; Poeciliidae. Gene Ontology annotation, biological process: regulation of transcription by RNA polymerase II. Gene Ontology annotation, molecular function: DNA-binding transcription factor activity, RNA polymerase II-specific; protein binding; RNA polymerase II cis-regulatory region sequence-specific DNA binding. The record is from RefSeq and is a predicted model, not a curated record. Bases 200 to 2374 code for a protein of 724 amino acids. The transcript is spliced from 5 exons.
GAUGUCAACAAAGCAGCUCCUGAAUCACAGAACGCGCUCCAUGUCCACACUCAGACCCGGGUUCGGAUCGAUGCGGACCCGCAGCGCUCGGUGACGGUCCAGCUCAGACCCCGGUUCGGCACCAUGCGGACCCGCUGUGACCUGUGACGGGCCGCGGACGCGCAGGAGGAGCCGUUUGUGCAGGGUGUCAGAGGAAGUGAUGUCGGAGCAGCAGCAUGACAGCGAGGCGUCAGCGCCGGUGUACGUGUACGAAUCCAAGGUGCACUGUGCCAAUGUGCUGCUGAGCCUGGAGGAACAGCGGCGGCGGGGGCUCCUCUGUGAUGUCACGGUGCUGGUGGAGGGCAGGGAGGUCCGGGCUCACCGGGCUGUCCUGGCUGCCAGCAGCAGCUACUUCCUGCAGGUCCUGCUGGGACACAGCGAGUCGACAGGCAGCGCUGAACCCAUCAUCAGCCUGCCAGACAAGGUGACAGCUAAUGGUUUUGCUCCGCUGCUCCAGUUCGCUUACACUGCCAAGCUGGUGUUAAGUCAAGAAAACAUCCAUGAGGUCAUUCUGUGUGCCGACCUCCUUGGUGUGCACAACUUGGAGGAUUCCUGCUUCCAGUUUCUUCAGGCUCAGUUGGAGAGUGACGGACAGCACUCCAGAAAUUGCAAGGUGCAAUACGAUGAAGAGGAUACCGUCUUUUCCCAAGACCUUUCCUUUGAUAGCGGUUCAGAGACAAAGAAGGAAAGCUCUCCAACAGCUGAUGCUGCUUCCCCUCAUGAAGAUCUUCCACAAAGCCCAAAAUCCUGGAAGUACCAGCAGCAGGUUUGCGACGACAAGCACAAUGGAUUAGGUCAACAGACCAUUCCUACUAUGACGAGUUCAGAGUUGACAGACUCCUGUGCUGCUCCCCAGACCCUUCUCAACCCCUCCAGGAUUAAAGUGGAGCCCUUUGAUGAAUCAGGACACGAGAGGAAUGGCUUCAACGCAGAGUUUGGUACUGAAGAGGUUCUGGAGAUGGAGUUGGAGGUGGAGGGAGUUCCAGUUGCAGAUAAGCCGUCCGCGGACGGGGAAUUAGCCUCUUCCUGCCUGCGUUCAUACCUCCAGCGAGGCGGCCUGGAUCUCGGCACCAUGACUGGCAGCACCAUUCAGCAGCUUCUCUCCAACCAUCUGUCCAUCAGUCACUACAGGGAGCUGCUCAAAGACAGGCAGAGGAGUAAGAUGGACUCUCUAAGCCAAUCCAACCUCAACAGCGUCAAUGAUGGAGACAUGCAGCAAUCCAAGACGUCUUCUCAGUAUGAAGGAGAGCCAGACAGACGUACCGUCAUUUUCUCCUCUGCUGCUGGUGAGCAACCUUCGUUGUCCAACAGAGAAAAAACCUCAACUAUGGAGCAAGAGGAGACUUCCUCACCUCACCUGACAUGCCUCACCAGCUCUCCUGUCUCCAUCAAGACAUUAGCUGCCUCUCCUGUUCCAUCCGAACCCCAAACUCAGACUCCCAGCUCCCACUCCUCAUAUCCAGAUGACAUAGCCACUGGUAGCUCCCCGUCCAGCCUGGCCUUUGACCUCUCCUCUGCCCCACAUGUUGGCUCAGUCUCGGCUCUUCCUCGUUGUCUGGUCGGCGUGGUGGAAGCCCGGACGCCUCUGAGAAGUGAGGUUGUCUUCAGCCAGGGCCACAUCAAGAUCAAAAGUGAGCAGGAGUUUGGUACCAGUGGAGGAAACUCCAGCGAUGAGUCUGAAUCGUUCUCAGAAGGCGACAGCGAAGGUGGAUCCAGAGUCUCUGGCCCUGAGGUGAAGCUGCCGUUCCCGGUGGAUCAGAUCUCCAAUCUGCCUCGCAACGACUUCCAGGUCCUCAUCAAGAUGCACAAACUGACCUCAGAACAGCUGGAGUUCAUCCAUGACAUCCGGAGGCGCAGCAAGAACCGCAUCGCUGCUCAGCGCUGCCGUAAGAGGAAGCUGGACUGCAUUCAGAACCUGGAGACAGAGAUCCGAAAACUGGUGUCUGAGAAGGAGAAGCUGCUGAGUGAGAGGAACCAGCUACAGGUCUGCAUGUCCGAGCUCUGGCAGAACCUCUCCUUCCUCUCGCAGCAGGUGUGCAGAGAGGUCCAAACCAACCAGACUCCGCACGCCUCCGCCACUAUCGACCUCACCUCAGAUUGUCCGGACCAGGACCCCGUGAAACCCAGAUCCGGCAUGGUUGGCGAGAACUCUGAGGAGCUGGAGAGCAGACGGAAAGUCCAGGACGUAUUCGGUCGGAAGGGGCAGAACUCAGACGGUCCAGUGGUUCUGGAAUCCAGGGAGGAAUUGUGUAGCCCCACAGUGACAGUGGACUUCUGUCAGGAGAUGACUGUGAAGUGCACAACGGAAGAACCGGACACGCAGGACUCGUCUUGAGCAGAACCGGUUUGUUUACCUGUCUGACACACCUAUGAUCUCAUCAGUACUAACAGAGGUGGGCAUUUUUUUUAUUUGGACAGGUAAGAACGAGCAAGUUGGCAGCUUGUUUCCUCUUUUUAAACGAUCCAUUCUCCCGUUUAUCACGUUUUUUUCUCAGGAAAUGUACAAACUGUUCAGUUUUCUCCUCCUUAACUUCUCUUUAAGUAUUACAAAAAUAAGUGUAACUGGUUCUAAAAAGGAGAAGAAGCCUCAGAGCUGCAUGUAGGUCUAAAAAAGAAAACCAGUUUAAAACCAGUGAGAGCUGCUGCUUACAAAAUGAUUCAACUUUGACCUGCUGAUGUCUGGCAAAGAGGUUCCAGCAUUUGGUGGAGCUGUUUUCUUGGAAAACAUGGAAGUACUGAUGUAUACGCUGCAAAAACACAACAUUUUACCAGGUAUUUUGGUCUAGUUUUUAGUACAAAUACUUUAUUACAAGUAAGAUAAGAUAAAACUAACUUACAAGUAACAUUUUCAGCAGAGAAUAUGUAAGUAAUUCAUUGAAGUUGAUGGAAAAAGUUCAAGUAGAUUUUUUCACUUAUAACAAUAUAUUUCCCCCAUGUUAUAAAUUAAAUAAUCUACCAGUGGAAAUAGUAGUUUUUCCAUCAACAUUAAGGAAUUAUUUGCCUAAACAAGCUCCUGUUGUUGAUGAAAAGUUACUUGUAAGUUAGUUUUAUCAUGCAUAAUGAGGUAGACAAAAAAUCUUGGUAAGAUUUUGUGUUUUUGCAGUGAUAUUUGCACAAUAGAUUCAAUCAAAUUGUAUUUGUAAACAGACCAAUUUAAACUGAUCAAAAAUCAGUUUACUUUUCAUUAUUGUUAAAUAUUUUUCAUGAAUUACAGAGUUUGAAAAUGCAAAUUUUGGUCUGUAACUUCAUCCCAAUUUGGAACAAAAGGUUCUUAUAAAAUAUGACUCUUCAAACUUUUGGGUGACCUUCUGAUGGCAGAUAUCAUUAUUAUUAAGGUGAUAUUUAAAAGAUUCCUACAGUAGAAUAUGUAUAUUAUAAAAAGUCUGUAUGACUUGAGAAUUUGUCCCUUGAGCAGCAUACAAACAACUGAGAUGAUCAUCACCUAUGAAAACAAUAAUCAUUUCAUCAAACUUAAGUGUAAAUUAUCAAAAAACGAACAAUAAAAACAAUAAAUCUGUAAAAACAAAAGACUAAUGUGAAAGUAUAUCGCAAAAGAAAACUCCCAAAUUAAAAGAUUCAACAACAGAACAACAUGGAGUCGUCUUGAAGAUUGUUAGCCAAAAUGGCUACUUUGGCCAUUAUGGCGAAAGUCGCCAUGUUUGGCCGUAACGGACGCCACCAUGUUUGAAAGUAACGGGAAAAAAAAUCAGCAAAACCAUCACAAUCUUCACACACCAGCUGCUUAGCACGGUGGUGGAGCGCGGAUGACAUCUAAAUGUUGGUUCAAGCUCGAUUUUAGGCGUUAACACAGUCGGAUAAUCUACAAAAACAACAACAACAACAACAACAACAACAAAAAAAACGGCUGAAACAGAGGAACGACAGCGUUGCCACGGCAACAGCUGUGGGUCGCCCCCCGCAACUGACCCCAACGCAGUCGGUUUACAUCCCGGCUCGGUGUUUUCAGUUUCUCACUUCAGUUCACUCUCGUCUGUCCAGUUUGAAAAUCAAUGUGUGCAUCACGGCGGUCAAAUUGUUUUACAAACUGCCGCUGUUUAUUGGGACUUCCUGGGAAAUGGCGGUUACCUAGAAAACGGUCAGGAUGGCGUUUCAACGACACAAAGGACUUUGGCGGGAAAUCACGUUUUUAUUUUUAUUUUUUAUUUUUCUGUUUAGUGAAGCAGUUGUUGUAGUUUUGACAGGAAGCAUGAAAAUCAAGCCUCUAAACGAAAUAAUUUGAUUCCUGAUCGCUCCGAUCAUCAAGCACAUCCUGUUUUUAGUAGACUCUCACUGCUGCCCCCUGCUGGAAACAGCAUUACACAUAUUGUCAUGUCAUCAAUUUCCUAAAAAACAAACAAACAACAACAACAACAUAAAAAAAACAGUCAUCUUUUGCGAAGUGAUUUAUCUGAAAAAAAAAAUCCAAAUCAUCUUUUGUGAUUUUUAAAAAUGUAUUUAUUUUUUAAAUCACUUCUGGCAAAAAAUGACUUAGGCCACAUAUUUUGGGAAGGUGACACAAUUCACUCUAAUUUGUAAGGAAAUAUCAAUGCAGAAUAAGAUUCAACCAGACUCAAAAUGCAUGGAUGGAUUUAUGUUUUUACUUGUUUUAUUUUAACGUGUCUAUUAGGGUUUUGCUAAUGUAUUUUUAAGAUUUGAUAGUUAAGCUGCAGUUUAACAUUCUUAUUAAAAAAAGUUUGCCCUGUGUUUCAGGGAAAACAUCAGACUUCAAAAACACAACUAAUACCUUCAUGAUGAGCUUAGAUAUUUGAGUUUUGCUGGAACUCCCCUUGUUUUCACAGCCAGAAUUUAUGUAAAUAUCUGUAGAAAGAAGAUUUGCGUAAUUAGUGCAGGUUGGAUUUGUUAGGAUUAGGAUUAACUCAUUCAGGAAUUCAGGUAUAUUCUUUCACCAGAGUAGAUGUUUCUGCUCCUGCUCCCAGUUUCUGCAGCAGCUGCUAAAAUAGAGCCCAAACGCCCUGCUCUCCAUGUCUGUGCAACUUUAAAAUUCACAUAUCAUGUAAAUUUGUCAAGGCGGUGAUCAAUUUGUCCUUACACACCAGUUUGUUCUUUAAAUAAACACUGUGGUACAGUAUUGAUCGUUGGGAUGCCAAAUUCAUGUGUUGAAAAGUCGAUGCGGGAGCACGUGGCUGCACAGAGUGCUGCUGCUGUUUGAUUCAGCCUCCAACGUGUUGCAGCGCUGCAGUUGGCCUCCUGUUGUCCACAGUAGGGUCACAGGGUCACUGUGGACACCCACCCACAACUGGAGAUGUUUACAACGGUGGUAAACAUUUGAAGCUGCUGUAUUCACCCCGAUUUAUUUAUCUGGGUUCUUUGCAGAUCAAAUUCUUGUUAAUCUGGACUUAUUUAUUUGUUGUAAUAUUUGACCUCCUCCUACCCUGACUAUUACACAACAACAUAUUAGGGCCUUCGCAAAUAGAAAAAAGAAAAAAAUAGAAAUUUCUGCCAAAAACUUCCGAAAAAUUUUAAUUGAUAUUAGAAAUAUUCUGGAAAAAAGCUUGGAAACACUUGAUAUUUAAAAGUUGAAAGUUUACUAGAAAAAACAUUGAGAAAUGUUAAGGUGAAUCUGGGAAAUUUUCUAGAAAAAUACAGAAAAUUUCUUAGUUCCAAAUUUAAAACAUUUUUCCAGAAUAACUAAACUUUUUAGAUAAAAAAAACUUGGAAAUGUUUGAGCUCCAAAGGUUUAAAAUUUGUACAAAAAAUAAGAAAUCUUUUAGAUUAAUAUAGAAAAUUUUCUAGAAAAUACUUACAAAUUCCAGUUUCAGAAAAAAAAAAUCUUAGACUAUUUAAAAUAAUCCAAAAAAAAUCAGUUUUUUUCUUGCAAAUGUUCAACUUUUGAAACUCAAAAAUGUCCAAGAUUUAUUUUUUAAUAUUAAUUUACUUCUCCUUUUUUCUGUCUAUAAUGGCCCUAAUAUGCUGUCUUCUCUAUUUUUUUUCUUCUGUAACAUAUAAUUCAGGCUAAAUUUUGUUUAUUUUAAAAUACACAAUGUUUUGAUAACAUUUUGAGAAAAAAUACUAAAGUCAUUUGAUCAAACAACUUUGCAUGUAUAGGUGGUUGAAAAUGGGCUAAAAAUUGGUCCAAAUGUCAUUAUUGGCUAGUUAAAUAAUAACCCUGAGGCAGCAGCAUAAACAGGUUUGGUUCUGAGCAACUCUGGGUAAAAAGCAGAACCAAUACGAGUCCUAAAUAUGUUUUGCAAUUUCUACUAAUUUCCAUAAUGCCUAUUGAAGACCCAGGUUAUCUUUUAUAGAUACUGUUGAUAAGUUGCCAAAAUAAGUUGCACACAAUGAACCCACAUGGAUUCUGAGCAAAUUCCACUUACAUCCCACAUCAAAAUGUUGGCUAGUUAUUUUUCUUGCUUCAGGAGGAGUUCCUAAAAUAAAAUUAUACCAAUGUACAUUUUGACUUUAGUCCAUAAACAUUGAGUUUCUGGAUUGAGAUGCAGUUCGGUUAUUGAGUUGAACAUUCUGCAGCAGCAUCGGCCGUUCAGGAGAACUUUUGGGACAUUUGGACUUGAUACCAGAUAAAAAAAACAAAACGAGAAGAAUCCAUGUUUGGAUUUUCAGCAUUUCUCCUUUGCAACAGACUCUGUGUUUCUAACUUUUUACUCUGCGUACUUCUUUGUAGGAUUUGUGGACCAUUUUUACCUGUUUUGUGUAACUGUUAACCGAUGACUGUUAUUUGCAACUUUUCUUUUUAAGUCUCUGAAUGAGGUUUCUCUGGCUUUUGUAAAAACUGAACAACAUGUCACAUCCCAUUUAUUUGAUAAGAAAAAAAAGGUCUGACAGGAACAAAAAAAAAUUGUUUUUGUAGAGAAAUAAAAGCAUGAGGACUGUU